CCCCGUGCGCCGCUGGUCCCUGCGGGAUCCAUUCGAAUUCACUGACCUCUCGCGCUGGGCACCUGCUGUGGAGCCGUGUCCCCGCAUCAGGCGCGAAUCGAAGUUUCCCGGAGGUGACGUGUCCACGUUCAGAGCCGGCCUCGGCCUCGGCGCCCCAGGCGGAACUCUGGGGAGCGGAUCCGUCUGGUGUCGACUUGGGCUUUCAAAGGCUCCUCUCCAUUCUUGCAUCCCACAAGUGCUCCUCCAUUACUCCCGUUGUGCGACAGGAAAGGGACACGGUGGGCACCUGUCUUGUUGUGCCCUGGGUUCCCACACUGGCACCACAGCCCUGCAACCAUGGAGCCAGAGCAGCUGCAAAGCAGUGCCACGCUCAUGGCUUCAAUGCUGCGCCUCAUGGAGCAGUACUUCGACAAUGCCCGCACGUUGCUCCAGCAGGAAGAGGAGGAGGUCCAGCAUGGCCCAGAAGCCAUGGUUAGCGAAGUGUUGGCACUCCUGCUUCUGUACAUGCCUCUGACUCCCCUCGACACAAUGGAACAUCGCUUCUGGCGGAGGGAGUCAAGCACAGACUGGUGGGAUCACAUUGUCAUGCAGGGAUGGGAUGAUCAGCAGUGGCUGCAAAACUUCCGCAUGCGCAAGGCUACCUUCCUCGAACUCUGCGAGUGGCUUGACCCUGCCCUCAGGCACCUGAAUACCCGAGUGAGACCUGCCAUCCCCGUGCAGAAACGCGUGGCCAUUGCCCUCUGGAAGCUAGCUACAUCAGACAGCUACCGCUCAGUCGGGAAUCAAUUCGGGGUGGGGAAAUCCAGAGUCAGGGCUGUGCUCCUACAAGUAGCCAAGGCCAUCAACCACAUCCUGCUACAGAGGUUUGUAACUCUGGGCAACAUAGACAACAUCUUGGAUGGUUUUGCCGACAUGGGCUUCCCCAAUUGUGGGGGGGUCAUAGACGGAACACACAUCCCCAUUGUGGCUUCUGACGACCAUGCCUCAAACUACAUCAACCAAAAAGGGUACUGUUCCAUGGUGCUGCAGGCACUUGUGGAUCACAAGGGACGCUUCACUGACAUCAACGUUGGAUGGUCGGGAAAGGCGCAUAACACACGCAUCUUGCAGAGCUCAUCCCUCUUCAGUAAGAUGCGUGCUGGCACUUUUUUCCCCCAUAGGGCAAUCAAGGUCGGAGAGUUGGAAAUGCCCAUUAUGAUCCUGGGAGAUGCAGCCUACCCUUUGCUCCCCUGGCUCAUGAAGCCCUACACAGGCCGCCUGGAUGCCAGCAAGGAGGAGUUCAAUAACAGGCUGAGAAGGUGUAGAAUGGUGGUGAAAUGUGCAUUUGGGCGUUUAAAGGGGAGGUUCAGGAGUCUCCUCACCCGCCUGGACAUCAGCGAGCUCAACAUGCCCUUCGUGGUGGCGGCAUGUUGUGUGCUCCAUAACCUGUGUGAAAACAAGGGGGAGACUUUUCUUCCAGCAUGGGGGGCUGAGGCAGAACGCCUAGCUCGGGAGUUUGAGCAACCAGACACCAGUGCCACAAGGAGAGCACAGCAAGGGGCAUUGUUCAUCAGAGACGCCUUGAAAGACAGUUUUAUGCAAGACCAGUUGUGAGACUCUCCACCCUGCAUUCUGUGUGCGUGUGCGUGUGUGAGAGAGAGAGAGAGAGAGAGAGAGAUCCCCGUCUCUCUGUUUUCCUGCCCUCCUUGGCAGAGCAAACAAUAAAGAGAUCAUUGAUUAA
Molecule: messenger RNA, 1720 nt
Organism: Pelodiscus sinensis (Chinese soft-shelled turtle)
Lineage: Eukaryota; Metazoa; Chordata; Testudines; Trionychidae
Source: RefSeq, a predicted model, not a curated record